Aspergillus terreus NIH2624 is the source of this 4845-nucleotide messenger RNA. Its product is annotated as CORVET complex membrane-binding subunit VPS8. Gene Ontology annotation, molecular function: protein binding. Bases 1 to 4845 code for a protein of 1614 amino acids. Gene Ontology annotation, cellular component: HOPS complex; late endosome. The record is from RefSeq and is a predicted model, not a curated record. Gene Ontology annotation, biological process: endosomal vesicle fusion; protein targeting to vacuole. Lineage: Eukaryota; Fungi; Ascomycota; Eurotiomycetes; Eurotiales; Aspergillaceae. The transcript has 3 exons.
AUGAUCGAGGGCAGUGAUGACCGGGCACGAGAGGAUGAGCUCGACUUGGGCCAUGCCGCGGAGGAGGAAAACGGUGUUAAGGAGGCGUAUAAGUCGCAAGAGCUCGUCAGCCAUGCCUCAAUGGCCUACACCGAAGAUGACUUUCCAGUGGUAGCCAGUUCCGACCAGGAACUCGCUGGGAACCACAUCUCCAUCGACCCCGGGACCCCCGAUGCCUCGUUGUCGCCGGGGCCCGGUCAGCCCGGCGACACCCCUGGUAGCAUUGACGAAACCGCGUCCACGCCAGACGACCUCCCUUCCUUACAUGGCUCUCUGCCGUCGUCGCAAAGCAGCAGCGCCUUGGCCCUGCGAAGCUCUCCUCGCCCCAGUCCUAGCCCGUCGCACCGCCCAUUCGAUCUUCGUUUCCAGUCUCGUCUGUCGUCCGGCUCCUUCAGCGGUUUACGAUCGUCCUCGCCCUAUCUAGCCCAGAUACAUUCUCGGAAGUCGUCGCUCACCAGUCGGCUAUCCCCCGCCACUGUAGAUUCCGGAGCCGACACUCCCCAAGGACCAUGGGAUGUAGUGCGGUGGACGAAGCUGCGCAAGAUAACUGGGCAAGCCUUCUCGGAGGUUGGAAAGCGGAAUUUCGGCUCUCCGACUUGUCUGGCUGUCACUACCACUAUCGUCAUUGGGACGUCCAAGGGGAUUAUCCUUGUGUUCGAUUACCAACAGAACCUGAAAACAAUUAUUGGUACAGGGACGAAAGCGAUCGAAUGCGGAGCCAUCGCAUCGCUGGCGCUUUCUGCGGAUCACUCCACGAUUGCCGGAGGGCAUGUCUCGGGCGAUAUCUUCACGUGGGAGAUCUCCAAAUCUGCGCGGCCUUUCCUCCAUAUACCCCCUAUCCCCGCGAACCAAGUCGACACUCGGAGCUCUGAUGGACACGUUGAGGGAUCUGCUGUCAUUCACAUCGGCUUCCUUGGCACCAGACGCACGGCGCUGGUGUCUGCCGACAAGCGAGGAAUGGCGUUUUCUCAUCUGGCAACUCGAGGUAUGGGCGCAGUUGGGCGUACGGUGAAGACCACGAGGAUACUGGGUCGAUAUCCCCAACAUGUCUCUCAUGGGAAUCGACCCCGCAAGCCGAGCUCCGUGCUCGCUUUUUCGCCCCUUCCACUAGGCAAUGUCGAGCAACCGACCGAUACGCUGGGACUAGUUGCCAUGCUCACGCCAUAUCUCCUUGUCAUUGUGUCUACAACGCCCGUGGCCCAUACUCAGCAUAAGGCGCCUCGACCGAAGGAGGUAGCUGCCCAUGGCGCCAUGACAGGCGCCAUGGCCUGGUUCCCAGCAAUCCGCCUGAAAGGGAAAGAUUCCCAGACAUCGAAAACGAAACUUGUGUAUUGUUGGUCAAAUGUUCUGACUGUGCUGGAUGUCGCCGAGAUGGAAACAGAGGACCCGCCCGAUAGGGACCGACCCCCUACAUUAGAGUUCAAGGCACGCAGCAGAUGGAAGGCCGAAGAAGCUAUUGUCGCCGUCCAGUGGUUAAGUCGUUCGGUGCUGGCAGUUCUCACGAUUACCCAACAGCUGCUGAUAUUGGAGGAUCAUUCAAUGCGGGUGACAGACGCCGUUGACCUGCUUAGCCGGCACAUAUACCACGUCGAUCUGUUUUCUUCUCAGCUUCAUUCUUUGGUCGAACAAUUCAACGAAGAAGACACAUCAAUGCAUGGCGUCGUAGCCGAUGCGUUUUACAUGAGCUUUCGGUCUUACAAGGGGCGACUGUUCUUGUUGGGAUACAACGAAACGUUAGUCGGAGGCCUUUCAAACUGGGCCGACCGACUUCUUGCGCUCAUGGAAGCAGGCGACUUCAUCGGAGCGAUCAAGUUGGCGACAGCUUAUUACAAGGGAAACUCGGAGAAACUGACGGUCGGCCUGCCGGACGAAGAUGCCCUGCGACAGCCCAUCGUGCGAGAAAAGCUGCUGGAAAUGGUGUCGGCAUCACUCAAGUACGCAUUUGGCCGAAAUAUGGAGGCAAGCAACGAGCGGCUUGAAAGCCGACAACUUGAGGAGCUAGCCGAAGUCUCUAUCGCGGCUUGCGUUUGCAUGACUGACGAGGAUUUUCUCUGGGACGAGGUCUUCAACUGGUACGAAGAACAGGACUCGCAGGGGCUCUUUCUCGAUGCCCUCGAGCCAUAUAUCAUCGAAGGGACUGUGUGCUCCUUACCACCAACGGCUGUCAAGGCCCUGAUCACCCACUUCUCGACGAAUCACACUGCUAGUCGGUUGGAGGAGAUAAUCUGCCUACUUGACACGACAACGAUGGAUAUUGAUCAGGUGACGACUCUGUGUAAGCACCACAAUCUAUAUGAUGCCUUUAUAUACGUCUGGAAUCGCUGUCUGGGAGAUUAUGUGGGACCCCUCCAGGAGCUCUUAGGGCUUAUUACGACAACCGAAUCGCUGGCGAACGGAAGCUCCGCGGAUGAGCUCAAGCAGUACACCAAUGCGAUGAAGAUGUUCCCGUACCUGUCGUUCGUGUUGACUGGUCGCAUCUAUCCGACCGGUGAUGACAUGGAUGAUGCAGAGGCUACGAAGGCCAAGACGGCUUUGUACGAGUAUCUGUUCUCAGGAAAUCUGUCUGGCACCGAGCCUGGAGCUCGGUCCAAAUCAGAUGGCUCAUUUGCAGAUCUUCAGAAGAUUUUGAGAUUCGAUACCCCCAGUUUCAUGAGCAUGCUUAAUGAAGCGUUCGAAGAUAGUUUCCUGAACGAGCAAGACACCGAGGAGACUCCGUUUCAGGGCGUCUCGAUAAACCGACAAUAUCUGAUCAGCAUAUUGCUUCAGAUCAUGAGCUCGGCAUCCUUCCCACCAUCCGACACCAUCUAUCUCGAUAUGUUUGUCGCUCGAAACCUGCCCAAAUACCCUCAGUACAUCCUACUGUCUGGAAGUACAUUGCACCAGGUUCUGGAGCGAUUGUGCAAAUACCCUCUCCCGGAGAUGGCCGAGGAUUGUGAACUCAGCGCAGAGUAUUUGUUGUCGAUCUACCACCCCCCAGACAUCCAGAGCUUGAUCCCUCUGUUUAGGGGAGCACACUUCUACCGGAUUCUCAAAUCCACCUACCGUUCGGAAAGGCUGUUCCCAGAUUUAGUCCUCACCUAUCUCGAAGAUCCAAACGAACAGGAAGCCGUUUUUACUUGUCUACAGGACUGCCUCCGGCCUGGUUCCCGGCUAGGUAAAAAGCAGAUACGCGACGUGAUGGACGUUGUCAAGAGCCAUGCAGGUCAAUUAGCAGCGAUCAAUGUCGAAAAAGCUGCGCAGGCCAUGCAGGAUUUCGCCCCAGAGGCCCAUAAAACAUUCCUCGAAGCGCUGGAGGAUGACGCCUACGGCCAGUACCGGUACCUUGCGGUCAUCGUUGAAUCGACAAUGCAGUCUGUGCCUGAGGGCCGUCCAGCAAAGCCAGUGGACAAUUGGAUGCUUGAGCGGUAUGUCCAGUUGCUUUGCCGAUACAAUCCGACCCAGGUUGCCGACUUUGUGGAUGAGUUACGAGUGGGAGAUGUCCGACUGGAAGAACUCUUACCGUCGAUGGAGGAGAGUGGUGUUGUGGAUGCGGCCGUCAUUCUCCUGGCCCGACAGGGCGAAGUCAGAGCAGCCAUGGACCGCCUGAUAACCCAUUUGGGGACCCUUGAGUCGGGUCUUGUAGGUAUCCUGCAGAGUAUACAGGAGAGCCCGGACUCCGCCAGCACUGCCGAGGCUAUCAACGAUCUUGUCGAAUCCUUGGAGAAAUAUGCACGGGUCGGGACGUGGCUCUGCCAGGGGCAGACGAAAACCGCCCGAAAGCCACGAGCGCCUGAAAGGAACGGGUCUAAGAAGCAUGCUAUGGAUCAGGCCCUGUCUUUCGAUGAGGAGCUUUGGCUAGACCUUAUCGAGGCGGUCGUUCGCAUUGCGAGCAGUGUCUUUGCGCGGGUCCACAAAGGACAUGCCGAGCACAGUAUGACAGAACUGGCUCCGAUUGCGCCUCACUUGGCAGGAAGCAAUGCUAUUCAGUUGAUCACAUCGUUCCGCAACUUGGUUCAGCAGGUCUUCAGCGCUUUGCUUUCCAGCACGGUGCGAAUCGGCGGAGGAUCGGCAAACGGCGAACGCAGCGAUGUUGCUUUCCUUCGCAUCUUGCGAGCAUUUCUCACCCGCGCCGCCCGGUGGUCCCCUUCUCUGCUGGAGCUCCGAGCCGUGCUGGCGUCCAUCUUCUCCGCCUACACCUAUGAGAAAUCGCUCCUUGCGCUGGCCAACGGUAUGCUCGACCGAGAUCUCUUUGUCCAUGUGGACGAGGUGACCAGGCUGCGCCAACGGGGAUGGCGCCCGCGAGGACAGGUGUGUGAAUUGUGUCGGAAACGUAUCUGGGGGCCUGGCGUAGGAUCCCAGUUCUGGGACGCAUGGAAAACCCAGCAGGCGGAAUGCCAGAAACAUCGACUUGCGCGACGACUGGAGGGACAGCUUGAUCCCGCGAGUGCACGCGGGAAAGGGAAGGGGGUUGCCGUGGCCGACGCUGAUCAGGCGCGACAUAUGAUGCAUCUUCACGAGGGCCGUCAUAGUGAAGAGAACCAGGAUGCAGUGGAUGGGGGGUGGAAUCCCUCUGGGGAUGGCCACGAGAUGCCUGCGGCAGGGCCUGCGGUGGUGUUCUCCUGUCGGCAUCUCUACCACCGCCAGUGUCUGCUUGAGCUAGAUGAUCCUAGCGGACGGGGGAGGCGAGCGCCUGGCCACCGCUUCCCGGCCGAAGGACCAGAUUGGGAGGGUCUGUCGUGCCCGUCCCGUGUGUUCUUUGAUAUCCCUGUUAUGCAUAUUAUCAUCUUUAUUUCCGUCCUUCUCUUUUUGUGGAUGGUGGCAACAUGA